AUGGUUAACGCCAGCUACACGCCCAGCGGCGAUCUGAUCACCUACUACGAUGACCAAGGCACGCCCACCGAACUCAUCUAUAACCUCGGCAACAUGUCGUGGAUCAUUGUUUCGACCGCCUUGGUCUUUAUCAUGAUUCCCGGUCUUGGUUUCUUCUACGCCGGUCUGCUCAGAAAGAAGUCGGCGCUCUCGAUGAUCUGGAUGUCCAUGGUGAUUUUGUCGGUCGCAUCCUUCGAGUGGUUCUUCUGGGGCUUUUCUCUCGCUUUCUCCACCAGCUCUAGCAACAAGUUCAUUGGUAACCUUGACAACUUUGGUCUGAUCAACGUCGACAUUGGGCCUUCUACAGGAGGGACCGGGCUUCCACAGCUGCUCUUCUGCAUCUACCAGAUGAUGUUCGCCGCCAUCACCCCUGUGAUUGCCUGCGGUGCGUUUGCCGACCGUGCUCGAUUGGGUCCCGUUCUCAUUUUCGCCUUCUGCUGGUGCACUAUUGUCUACAAUCCCAUCGCCUAUUGGACAUGGAACGUCGGCAAGGGUUGGGCCAACGUCAUGGGUGGUCUCGACUUCGCCGGUGGUACACCUGUUCACAUCUCUUCGGGUACCGCUGCGCUCGCCAUCUCGAUCUUCCUCGGCAAGCGUAAGGGGUACGGCACGGAGCAGUUGGCCUACCGACCCCACAACGUUGCCUACGUCAUCUUGGGAACCGUGCUGCUGUGGUUUGGCUGGUUCGGCUUCAACGGUGGUUCGGCUCUUGGUGCCAACCUUCGUGCUGUUCAGGCCAUGAUGGUCACUCAGGUGGCUACCUCGGUCGGUGGUCUCACCUGGAUGUUCUGGGACUGGAGGCUGGAGCGCAAGUGGUCGGCUGUCGGUUUCUGCUCUGGUGCCAUCUCGGGUCUGGUCGCUAUCACGCCAGCUUCUGGUUACGUCGGAACGCCCGCAGCUGUUGCCUUUGGCGUGCUCGGUGGUACGGCUUGCAACUUUGCCACUGGUCUCAAGAACCUUUUCGGUUACGAUGAUGCUCUCGACAUCUUUGCUGCUCACGGUAUUGGUGGUAUUGUGGGCAACUUGCUUACUGGUAUCUUUGCCGACAACCGCGUUGCGUCGUUUGACGGUACCGCUCCGAUCCCUGGUGGUUGGAUCAACAAGAACUGGAUUCAGCUUGGUUAUCAGCUUGCCGACUCGGCUGCCGGUUUCGGUUGGUCGUUUGUGGUUACGCUCAUCCUGCUGUUCGCCAUCGACCGCAUCCCUGGCUGCCACUUCCGAUCUAGCGAGGAGGACGAGUCUCUGGGUAUCGAUCUCACUCAGAUCGGAGAAGAGGUCAUGGUGAUGCCUCUGCUUCACGACUUUGUUCGCCCAGAGGACGGCGCAGAGAUUCAUCACGCUACUGCAUCCACCGAUCUCAAGUUCUCGCCUGCUCACAGCGAGAAGGACCUCGAGGCUGCUCGUCCACAGCCUACUGCUGUCUAA
Molecule: messenger RNA, 1464 nt
Organism: Mycosarcoma maydis (corn smut)
Lineage: Eukaryota; Fungi; Basidiomycota; Ustilaginomycetes; Ustilaginales
Product: high affinity ammonium transporter
Exons: 2
Coding region: 1-1464 (487 amino acids)
Biological process (GO): ammonium transmembrane transport
Cellular component (GO): plasma membrane
Molecular function (GO): ammonium channel activity
Source: RefSeq, a predicted model, not a curated record